AUGAUGUCUGGCGAAAAGCGUCCUGCCCCCGCGACCUUCGGGUCCUCCCACGAGCUCGUGGUCAAGAGAAACAAGGCCGAUGCCGCCAACCCAGGAACCGCACUCGUCAAAGGCUCCGCGCAAAAUGGAGCUUUGGUCCAAUCUGUCCCUCGUACUAGCGGGCUAGAUGCUCCGAUCAUGGAGCUCACAGGUGAGAGGCUGUCGCCAAACAAUCCGUGGACAAGCACUAACUGGAGGACUCUGCUAGGACACUCUGGUGAAGUUUUCGCAACUCGGUUCAAUCCCACUGCCCAGCACAUUGCGUCCGGUUCAAUGGACCGUUCGAUCUUGCUCUGGAACACAUACGGUCAAUGCGAAAACUAUGGCCAAUUGAAUGGCCACCGAGGAGCUGUUCUAGACCUGCAGUGGUCACGCGAUUCACGGGCGCUAUUCUCCGCAUCUGCAGACAUGACUCUCGGCAGCUGGGACAUCGAGACUGGAGAGCGUGUGCGCCGUCAUGUGGGUCACGAGGAGAUUAUCAACUGUCUUGAUAUCAGCAAACGAGGCCAGGAACUGUUGGUCAGUGGCAGUGACGAUGGCUGCAUUGGUAUCUGGGACCCUCGACAGAAGGAUGCUCUGGACUACCUUGAGACCGAGCUCCCCAUCACUGCAGUCGCACUGUCUGAGGCAGGUAACGAGAUCUACAGCGGAGGUAUAGAUAACACGAUUCACGUCUGGGAUCUCCGCAAGAAGGCCAUUGUCUACUCUAUGACCGGACACACAGAUACGAUUACUUCCCUACAAAUUUCUCCCGAUUCACAGACUCUGCUGUCCAACUCCCACGACUCGACUGUUCGCACAUGGGACAUUCGUCCUUUCGCUCCCACCAACCGACAAGUGAAGACGUACGAUGGUGCUCCCGUCGGACUGGAGAAGAACCUUAUCCGCGCCAGCUGGGAUCCCAAGGGCGAGAAGAUUGCCGCAGGUAGCGGUGAUCGAAGUGUAGUCGUUUGGGAUGCCAAGACUGCGAAGCUGCUGUACAAACUUCCCGGUCACAAGGGAACUGUCAAUGACGUUCGCUUCUCUCCCAACGAUGAGCCAAUUAUUGUUUCUGGUUCUUCCGACAGGAACCUCAUGCUUGGAGAGCUUGGCAAGUAA
This is a messenger RNA of Penicillium brevicompactum, 1137 nucleotides long. Its product is annotated as WD40 repeat domain-containing protein. The record is from RefSeq and is a predicted model, not a curated record. Lineage: Eukaryota; Fungi; Ascomycota; Eurotiomycetes; Eurotiales; Aspergillaceae. Gene Ontology annotation, cellular component: catalytic step 2 spliceosome. Gene Ontology annotation, molecular function: RNA binding; protein binding. Bases 1 to 1137 code for a protein of 378 amino acids. The transcript is spliced from 4 exons.